Messenger RNA from Gossypium arboreum, 987 nucleotides. RefSeq names its product outer envelope pore protein 16-3, chloroplastic/mitochondrial-like. Bases 174 to 650 code for a protein of 158 amino acids. Gene Ontology annotation, biological process: protein insertion into mitochondrial inner membrane. The transcript is spliced from 3 exons. Gene Ontology annotation, cellular component: TIM22 mitochondrial import inner membrane insertion complex. Gene Ontology annotation, molecular function: transmembrane protein transporter activity. NCBI's taxonomy places the organism in Eukaryota, Viridiplantae, Streptophyta, Magnoliopsida, Malvales, Malvaceae. The record is from RefSeq and is a predicted model, not a curated record.
AGAAAGAAUGAGGGUAAAAUGGAGAAUACACAAAUUACAGGCAAAUGGAAAAUAUUAGUAGCGCAUCGGCACUGUGCAAAUGAGUUCCUAGGAAACAUUUCUCAGCUGAAACCACACACGCACUCAUUCUCACUUUGUCUUCUCUGAUUUCAUAAGAAAGUAAGAAGAUAUCCAUGGACCCUUCAGAGCUUAGGUAUUAUGAGGAUGAUGACACUCCAACAAUGAAAACAAUCAAGGGCGCAACUACAGGUUUUGUUGCUGGAACUAUCUGGGGAACUGUUGUUGCUACAUGGUAUGAUGUGCCUCGUGUUGAGAGAAGUGUUGCCCUACCUGGGCUUGUAAGGACACUGAAGAUGAUGGGCAAUUAUGGAAUGACAUUUGCUGCCAUUGGCGGAAUAUAUAUUGGUGUUGAGCAGCUGUUGCAGAAUUAUAGGAUGAAAAGAUCCUUUGUCAACGGUGCUGUUGGUGGUUUUGUGGCUGGGGCUUCCAUUCUUGGUUUCAAAGGCAGGAGCAUCUCAACAGCUAUUUCUGCUGGAACAGCACUGGCUUUCACCUCUGCUGUGAUUGAUGCUGGAGGUCAGACAACAAGAAUAGACACAGGCAAAGAGUAUUACCCAUACACCACCAAGAAAAGACCUGCCGCUUCAUAACUCUUUCAUAUCAUUAUCGAGGAUGCACUUUCAACUUAAUUCGGGAUAAUUAAUCCUUUCUAGGAUGCCUUUGUUUUCUAAGAUUUAAUCAUACACUCAGUUCCCAGUUUGCUGUUUGCAUUUAAAGGGAGAAUGUUGAUUUGCAUGACUUGUUGUGUAUCAGAAUAAUGGCGUAGAUGACAGUCUCUGAACCUAUUGAAUUUGGGGUACUUAGGUUGAGUUUUUUAGAGGAUUUCAUACUUGUAUUCAAUGGCUUUCGGAAGAACAAUUCCUUGCGGGACAUCCACGAUUCAAAGUUCAAACAUGAGUUUAAUGAUAUUAUGACUAUUAAGGGUUC